GGACCACCGAAGCCAUUUUAUUAUCAUAACAGCAAAGGUGCAGGUGCAUCAAUAUAUUUUUUUAUAGUCACACUUUUAAUUUUUGCAGCUCAAGUUACCAUGGGACAGUGUGGAAUUACGUCAUCCAAAACCGUGUUGGUUUUUCUCAAUCUCAUAUUUUGGGCUGCGGCUGGGAUUCUAUGCUACAUCGGAGCCUAUGUGUUUAUCACAUAUGACGACUAUGACCACUUCUUUGAAGAUGUGUACACUUUGAUUCCUGCUAUCAUAAUAAUAGCUGUCGGGACUCUUCUCUUCAUCAUCGGCUUGAUUGGCUGCUGUGCAACGAUACGUGAAAGCUCCUGUGGUCUGGCAACUUUUGCUGCCAUUCUCCUGCUGGUGUUUGUAACAGAGUGUGUGGUGGUGGUGCUGGGCUACAUAUACAGGGCAAAGGUAGAGGAUGAGGUGAAUCACUCCAUACAGAAGGUUUACAACGAGUACAAUGGCACCAACACCGACGCCCCCAGCCGCGCCAUUGACUAUGUGCAGAGGCAGCUUCACUGCUGCGGCAUCCACAACUACUCUGACUGGAGGAACACGCGCUGGUUUAAAGAAUCCAAGAACAACAGUGUCCCAGUCAGCUGCUGUCUGCCCAGCAUCAGCAACUGUUCCGGCACUCUCACUCGACCUGCAGAUCUCUACCAAGAGGGUUGUGAAGCUCUGGUUGUGAAAAAGUUGAAGGAGAUCAUGAUGUAUGUCAUAUGGGCUGCACUCACUUUUGCAUCUACACAGAUGCUGGGCAUGCUCUGUGCCUGCGUGGUGCUCUGCAGGAGGAGUCAUGACCCUGCAUACGAGCUGCUGGUCACAACCAACAGCUACGCAUGAGGGAGGAGGCAGACAACCAACGAAGCACUCCAUAAAUCAAAAGGAGCAUCACCACAGUAGAUUUCAGCUGUAGUUGUAUAAGCUCAAGCACACCUUGCACAAUUCCUGAUAAAGUAGCGAACACUGGUGAUGUGGUUUGGGUGGGUGGGUGCUUCAAGGGUAAACCAGUUAUUUAUUGACAUGCUUUGUAAGUUACUGUUACUUUAAAUGUAUUUUUUCUCCUUACAAACACUGAAAUAUUUACAGUGGCCAACGUUGUAUAUGGCUAAUUGACAUUAUCGAUGUUGAUGCAGUUUAUUUUCUUUUACUGUGGCUUGAUCAAAUUCCCCAGUGAGGAUUGUGAGAAGUAAUUUGGAGCGUGAUGUGUAUAAGAAUGUAUUUCCUUGUGUGCUAGUUUGCACUAGGGCUGGAGCUCUGGAAAUAUUUCCUGGUAGUAAAGGAACAUCGAUGCUAAAAAGAACAUGUACAGUAUUCCUAAGAACGUGGCUAGUAAGAACCAGAUUUUGUGAAAAUGGAAAAAAACCUACUUUUUACCAUAGACAUAACAGAUUCAGUGGUUUUGUCUUUACAGUUUUAUUUGUGGAGCAGCUUUUCGUUUUGUCUCUCAAAACCAUGUUUGGAAGACGUUCUUCAUAUUCACAAAUAUUCAGGUUGUGAAUAAUGUAUGUUCUCUUUUGGUGUAGAUGUUGGAUGUUCUCUGAAUCAGGCUUCAUUGCCAGUAUUUCAAUUGUGAAUCAACCUUUUAGUCUCCAGUGCUAUUAGUAGGAGUAUUAUCAGUGUUACCUGAAGACCCGUGUAUCCAUAGAUCCAGUUUAUUACGGUCAGAGACAUCCCUCUCUUUGUUAGUUAUACCCCUGCUAUGGAAAUGAUGACAUUAUUUUAUACAUUCUUGUGAAUUUGUGCACCGUUUUAAUAUUUCUGAGCUGUUAAGUUGAACCCUAGAUAUUUAGCUUGUGCCGCAGAAAAAAAACAUGAGAAACAAAAUUGUGUGUAGACUGGAGAACAGACAGGAGACAAAUAAAGUCAUACAUUUCAAUUUAA
This is a messenger RNA of Anarrhichthys ocellatus (wolf-eel), 1902 nucleotides long. RefSeq names its product tetraspanin-3-like. The transcript is spliced from 7 exons. Bases 100 to 861 code for a protein of 253 amino acids. The record is from RefSeq and is a predicted model, not a curated record. Gene Ontology annotation, cellular component: plasma membrane. NCBI's taxonomy places the organism in Eukaryota, Metazoa, Chordata, Actinopteri, Perciformes, Anarhichadidae.